Fopius arisanus is the source of this 1122-nucleotide messenger RNA. It is a transcript of the gene Rack1, whose product is annotated as Receptor of activated protein kinase C 1. Bases 114 to 1067 code for a protein of 317 amino acids. Gene Ontology annotation, molecular function: translation regulator activity; ribosome binding; protein kinase C binding. Gene Ontology annotation, cellular component: nucleus; cytosol. The transcript has 5 exons. The record is from RefSeq and is a predicted model, not a curated record. Gene Ontology annotation, biological process: positive regulation of protein phosphorylation; rescue of stalled cytosolic ribosome. Lineage: Eukaryota; Metazoa; Arthropoda; Insecta; Hymenoptera; Braconidae.
GCAUCGUUUGCCGUUUCCGCCGGGGUCUUUUCUCAUCGCGUCUCGUGGCGAGUGGAUCGUUGAAUUGAAUCCACAUCAAUCCACUAAUUAAAAACUCUAGUUAGUGAUAAAAAAUGAGUGAAACACUGCAGCUGAAGGGUACCCUUCGUGGGCACAAUGGAUGGGUCACGCAAAUUGCGACAAAUCCUAAAUAUCCGGACAUGAUUCUCUCGUCCUCACGUGACAAGACCCUCAUCGUCUGGAAGUUGACUCGUGACGAGACGAACUACGGUAUUCCCCAGAAGCGUCUGUAUGGUCAUUCCCACUUUAUUAGUGACGUGGUUCUCUCCUCCGAUGGAAAUUACGCCCUCUCAGGUUCCUGGGACAAGACCCUCCGGCUCUGGGAUCUCGCAGCUGGACGCACCACCAGGAGGUUCGAAGACCAUACCAAGGAUGUUCUGAGUGUCGCCUUCUCCGUGGACAACCGUCAGAUUGUCUCUGGAUCCAGGGACAAGACUAUUAAGUUGUGGAAUACAUUGGCCGAGUGCAAAUACACAAUCCAGGAUGAAGGACACAGUGAUUGGGUCAGUUGUGUUCGUUUCUCACCGAACCAUUCUAAUCCAAUUAUUGUCUCUGCUGGUUGGGACAGAAUUGUCAAGGUAUGGAACCUGACCAAUUGUCGUCUAAAGAUCAACCACAGUGGACACACUGGAUACUUGAACACCGUCACUGUUUCUCCUGACGGUUCUCUGUGUGCAUCCGGUGGAAAGGAUUGCAAAGCCAUGCUCUGGGACUUGAACGAUGGCAAGCACCUCCACACCUUGGACCACAAUGAUAUUAUCACAGCCCUGUGCUUCAGUCCAAACCGCUACUGGCUGUGCGCAGCCUUCGGGCCCUGGAUCAAGAUCUGGGACUUGGAGAGCAAAGAGAUGGUUGAGGAACUGAAACCUGAGGUUGUCUCGACGACGAGCAAGGCUGAGCCACCUCAGUGUCUCUCCUUGGCCUGGUCCACAGAUGGACAGACCCUCUUCGCUGGUUACUCUGACCACACAAUUCGUGUCUGGCAGGUGUCAGUUACUAGCCGUUAAAUCGCUUCAUUUUGAAAAUGAAAAGACAAAAUAAAAAUCGAAAAAUCAUUUAAAA